AACCACUUGGCGCAGCACGCAACGCCGACCUCAGGAGACUGCUCAGCAACGAAAUCACUCUAACCAAGUCCAUACCAGACGAUUCGGAACCCGCCCGACGCGUCGUAUCGGAUCCUUUACCCCAGCGGCCAUCCAUCUACUCUCGGGAGCCGCCAAUCGUUUCGUCAUCAAGCCGCGACUUUGGAACUAAUGUAUCCUCCAUGACCAGACGCGAAUCGGGGUCCCACGAACCCUAUUCUCAGACUCGACCUUUAGCAAGACGUCCUUCACGCGAACCCAGCGCUACUACGAUUCGAAUGGAAGACGACGCAAACAUUCGACCGACGACGAGCAACCCUCGGAAGUUAGCGGCAGACACCAGUCCAAUUCCCAUUGGAACGACUCGCCCGACCACCUUCACCACCUCCGUCCUUAGUCAGAGAUCUCAUAAGACAGUCCAUGGUCAAGUAACUAUACUUCCUUCUCGUUCUUUACUCGUUGAUUUCAGAGAAGGAGAAAGACGGAGAGGCAAGGCUGGCGACGAAGUACUAAUCAUCAGUUCCGAAGGCGCACAGAUAAAAGUCUUCAGCGCGCCUCACUUGAGUACUCCGUGUUGCCUAGCGGAGCCUACUGCUGAAUUCCACAUUGAUCAACUUCCCGACAAAUACUGGAAGCAAUAUAAUGAUGCCGGUCGACUCAUCGAUCGAAUAAAACAGCGAUCACCAAAGCUCGUCGUACAUGAUCCAGACGUGAAGUACACUCUAAUGGCCAACGAACCUAUUGCAGAUGUCGAGCUUCUCUUCUUUUCACCCACUAUUCUCUCGGAUGCAAAAACAGACAAGGGCGAUGUCGCUGACACUGCCCGAAUGCGAAUCCAGUUGUCACGAAAGGCUCGGUCGAUGGAGAUAGCCGUUUGCAAGUCCGAUACACACUCUAAAGAGUGGAAGAAGAAGACAUUUCAGACGACAGGUUUCAACUACUCUAUUCCAGCAUCGGAUCUCCAAGACUUGGACCAAGAUGAGCGAAACGGGCUGGAUCUCCUGGCGAAAUUCCUACAUCUUUGCGAUACUUACGAAAGCCUUGGAAUCUGGUCACUGAACACAGCCCAAAGUUGUCUCAACGCUGUGAAUCCCACUUAUAACGAAAGAAACCACUUGAAGACGACAGGAUCGUUCGCACGACAAGAAACACAUACACGGACUUUUGCCUUUUCCUUGACUACUAACAGGAGUUUUGCUGUACCUCCCCGCCCGCCGAAAUUUCCCCUUACCACCUCUACGUCCGGUCGCAUCCCACAAACGACGAUAAAUAAGGAGAAGGAAAAUCUCGAUCCAUCAACAUAUAGCCUAGUGACGAACUUUGCGAUGGCCGAUGAUACUACUUCAACAGCAAGGCGGCACGGCUUAAGCUGCACUUCUCAAACCUCAGGCUCCGAGGCCCGAUUUAUACCGUCUGUGGGGUGGUGUGUGAGACAGGGUUCUCGCGUAUCUCAAGGUGGCCAUUACAAGAUCAUGUUCAUAGACGGCGCAGCCUUGGAUGUCGACGUUGACGAAGAAUGGGCUGAACUUUGCGAUAAGUCGGGCCAUGUGAUGCGGUAUCAUAUAGCCGACGGCCGCAUUGAGCGCACAAUAGGUGACAGGAUGAAGGUGUUCAAAGAGUUUGUGUCCCUGUUUGAGUCUGACGAAGAUGUCGAAUAAAUGACACCUAUGUACAUUCAUUUCGUUCCUUGAUUUCUAGAGCAGUCAUAUGAGUGUUGAUACAGAAAUCGACGCGAGCCGAGGUCGCCUUUCGGGCUCUUGCGGGUCGUUGUUAGGUUGACUGGGGAUCUACGAGGGACCAGAUUGUAAUUUGAAGGCUGCGUGGCUGUGUUUCCCGCUCUCGAGGUGCCUCGCUAGUACCUUGCAAUCUGUGCGGCUACGGGUGCCGAAUCUCAGGGUUGUGCCAGAAGGGUCUUGUCC
Messenger RNA from Desarmillaria tabescens, 1937 nucleotides. RefSeq lists its product as uncharacterized. The transcript is spliced from 5 exons. The record is from RefSeq and is a predicted model, not a curated record. NCBI's taxonomy places the organism in Eukaryota, Fungi, Basidiomycota, Agaricomycetes, Agaricales, Physalacriaceae. The coding region runs from base 201 to 1676 and encodes 491 amino acids.